Brenthis ino (lesser marbled fritillary) is the source of this 552-nucleotide messenger RNA. The record is from the annotation of a GenBank genome assembly. Lineage: Eukaryota; Metazoa; Arthropoda; Insecta; Lepidoptera; Nymphalidae.
AUGGUCGACGGUAAGCAGCGUAAACUCGUAAAAGUUUUGCAUCAGGCAGUUGAACCCAGAUCAUACAUUGUAGAAGAUGAAGCUGGACGUAAAUAUAAGCGAAAUAGGCGUCAUCUAGUGCGCAGACGGGCACAAGCAAAACAUGACAUCAUACAGUCGGGUGACACGGCGUUAACUUCGGACAAACCGAGCGUAGUAGGCAAAGGAGCCAGGAUCAUGCAUACCACUUAUAAUGAUGAAAAUGUAACAGUCACUCUUGUUUCGCGAGGGAAUUUCCAUGAUGCGGAGGUGCGCGUUUCUGGAAACAGGAGCGAUCUAGCUAAGGACUUGGAGUCCUUUGGUCUGCAGGUAGUCGAGAGAAAAAAGAAAGACAAGACUCAGAAACAUAAAGAUAGCGAUUUACCUAGAGUUGGGACGGUGGUGAAGACGAGCUCACCUAUUAGCCAGAAAGAAAGAAAUGAACCAAUGGCUUCGACAAGUUGGGCCGAUGAUAUACCUGAGGAUAAACCCAAUAAUAAAAACAAUAGCAAUAGUAAUGACAAUAAACGACGU